AUGGCGGGCUCCGAGCCGGGGCCCCCGGGCCGGAGCGGCGGCUCCUCGCGCCUGGCCCCGCUGGGCCCCGAGCAGCUGCGGCGGGUCCUGGAGCAGGUGGCGCAGGCGCGGCCGCCGCCCUCCGCCCCGCGGGCCGCCCCGCCGCCGCCGCCGCCGCCGCCGCCGCCGCAGCAACUGGGGACCAUCUGUGUCACGGUAAUCUCUGGAGACACGGAAGGUCAGGAAAGGCCGAAGCCCCAGCUGGCCACCGUCCAUCCCAGGACAGCCCGGCUGGGCCAGCCACCCGGAAGGCACUGCCAUGUGUUGGGGCUCAGCGUUGCCAGCCCUCGGCUGCUCAGGGCACAGCCCCUCCUGAGCGCCCGGCCGCAGCCUCCCGUCCAGGUGCUGCUCCAGAGGCCACUGCCCGCCGUCCAGCCGGUCCCUGCGGUGAGGCCUGUGGCCCCCCAGGCGCCAGAUGGACCGGGCGCCACAUCCACCCCUCGGGCAGCCUCCGGCCCGCUGGCAGCGACAUCUGUGUCAUCCAGUUCAGCAAAUUUAUUUAUCUCCAACUUGCAUACAAAACACACUGAGAAACUAAAGACAUCUCUGAAAGUGAGAACACGCUCUGGGCGGAUCUCUCGGCCUCCCAAGCACAAAGCCAAAGAUUAUAAAUUCAUAAGGAUGGAGGACCUGGCCGACAGCCACCCCUCCGACUCGGACGAUUACUCGGAACUGAGUGUGGAAGAGGAGGAGGAGCAGAGGGACAAGCAGGCACUCUUUGACUUGCCGAGCGGCUCCCUGAGGCCCCGAGCCUUCCGGUGUCAGGCGUGCGGGAAGUCUUACAUUGGGCAGGGCGGGCUGGCCCGGCACUUCAGACUGCAGCCGGGCCACGGCCAGCCCCAGCCGGAGCCGGCGCUGUCCGAGGAAGCCACGGGGAGCACGGCCCGGGGCGGUGCGGAGGGCAGGCCCCGAGGGCCCGCGUCCCCGGGGCGGUCCCCACCAGCUCCCCUGAGAGCCCGAGGGGCCCCAUCAGCUCAGGGCAGCCUGCAGGACGGUGGGCCUAGAGAAGCGGAGGAGGCGUCGCUGUCGGAGCCAGCAGAUGGACGGUCCUCAGCCCUUUGGGAAUCGGAGAGACACCCAGGACCGGAAAGGGGCUACCCCCCCGCCCCCGAGGGCCGGAGCCGGGCUGCCAGGAGCAGAGCCGGGCUCCGGGAGGUUCUGCAGCGGUGCGCGCGAGAGGACCUCGUGGAGCUGGCGCUGCCCCGGCUGGCGCAGGCCGUGACCGUGCACCAGUUCCUCCUGAAGAAGGCUGAGCGUGGCCGCCCGGCACAGCCCGCGUUCCCGGCCGUGUACAGGGAGUUUGAGGAGCUGCACCAGGCGGUGAAGCAGAUGUGUCAGCAUUACCUCCGGGACCCCGGCCCGCGCUCCCAGCCCCUGGACGUCAAGGCCCCCGAGGUGGCCGAGUCCCUGGGGAUCACGGAGGAAUUCCUGCGCAAGGAAGGCACGCACCCCGAUGGCACUGGACACACGUGCAGCGGCCAAGAGGCGGCCAGCCCGCCGAAGAGGGAGAAGGCGACGGCAGAGGAGGCACGGGCUUCGGCGAAGAGGACCAGAGGGGCAGCUCUGGCCCAGGAGCCCCCCGAGGCUUCGGAGUGUCCGGGCGGCCAGCAAGGGUAA
Messenger RNA from Pipistrellus nathusii (Nathusius's pipistrelle), 1656 nucleotides. The record is from the annotation of a GenBank genome assembly. NCBI's taxonomy places the organism in Eukaryota, Metazoa, Chordata, Mammalia, Chiroptera, Vespertilionidae.